AUGCAACGUCAAGACUCGGGGUACGAGUCCCUGGUCUCUGCCAAGGCGACGCAAGCCCGCAAGCUGAGCUCCGACUCGGGUGUACACGCACUCUCCUCUGGUUCCAAGCCGGUUUCCCGCUCUUCCACCGCGGGGUCUAGUAGUCGCAGAUUCAGCACAGCAGCCUCAUCGUCGCUGUACCCCACCCAAAGUAGGGCCGUACCCCAAGCGACGCUCUUCCAGUUCCCCGAACCCGAUAUCGCCGCCCCCGAGACCGAGACGGCCGUCGCCGCACGCCCUCCUAUGCCGCCGCCCACCACUCACUACUGGACCAGCGACCACACCCGCCGCCUCGAGUACGCCGCUAUAGACGCGGCGAGGAGGGGUGUCCGGGGAUGGGUGCGGAGGAAUCUCGUGCCCGACUGCAUGGCCCCCAAGGACGGAGGUCACCUAGACUUUGACGACGACACCGGCAGUGUGCGACGGUAUCGGCUAGAGCUCGAUGACGCGGACAUGGCCCACGUCGCCGAAAAGUCGGGAAAGCGCAAGUGGUUCUCUUGGGCUCGCAAGACGGCGGCGUGA
Molecule: messenger RNA, 561 nt
Organism: Parascedosporium putredinis
Lineage: Eukaryota; Fungi; Ascomycota; Sordariomycetes; Microascales; Microascaceae
Source: the annotation of a GenBank genome assembly